AUGCGCCGCUGGGUGACGUUGGCAACUUCGCGUGCCGACUUGACGCGGGGGGCGGUGCUCUCGGCUACUGAGCUGGCAGACGCUCGGGCCAUGUGGAUCCGAUGCGCGCAGAGGAUUGCCUUCCGGGACGAUAUUAAGGCUCUGUCGAGAGGGCGUAUCGAGCACUCUCAGGGUCCACUCCGGUUGCUGAGUCCGUUUCUCGACGACAAGGGACUGCUGCGCGUGGGUGGCCGACUGAAGCACGCGCUGUUGAAUGCUGACCAGCGUCAUCCCAUAAUACUUCCGCGGGGCUCGCAUCUCACCUAUCUGGUGGUCGCGGACGAGCAUGGCCGUGUGCUUCAUGGCGGCACCCAAUUAACUCUCGCAUCGCUGCGUCGGAGGUACUGGGUACUACGAGGUCGGCAAUUGAUGAAGCACUUCAUUCAUCGUUGUCUUCCAUGCUUGCGAUGGCGGGCCGCGAAUCCCCAACCACGGAUGGGCAGUCUCCCACGAGCCAGAGUCGUUCCGAGUCGACCGUUCACUCAUACGGGCUUGGACUAUGCUGGACCGAUCCUCCUGCGUACCACGAAAGGUCGAGGUCACAGGGCCUACAAGGCCUUUGUGGCAGUCUUUGUUUGUUUCAGUUCGCGAGCCGUCCACCUCGAGGUCGUUAGCGACUACACAGCUGAUGCCUUUCUUGCAGCGUUCCGGCGCUUCGUGUCCCGCAGAGGAUUGUGCUUGCACCUGUACAGUGAUUGCGGAACUAACUUCGUGGGCGCGGAUCGACAGCUGCGCGGUUUUUUGGGAAUGGCGAGCGAGAGUAGCCGGAGUAUCAUAGGAAAGCUAGCGGAGGAGGGUGUGGAGUGGCACUUCAACCCUCCCGCUGCCCCUCACUUUGGGGGCCUCUGGGAAGCUGCGGUCAAGGCCUUCAAACACCAUCUGCGCCGAGUCAUCGGCGAGUCAACACUGACUUACGAGGAGAUGGCUACGUUUUUGGCCGAAGUAGAGGCGUGUCUCAACUCUCGACCAUUGCAGGCGCUUUCGGACGACGCCGACGAAUUGGAUGUGUUGACGCCGGGCCAUUUUCUCGUUGGCGCUCCGUUGAAGGCUAUCCCCGAACCGGCACUGACGGGGAUUCCCCCCAGUAAGCUGACACGCUGGAAGCUACUCCAGCAAAUGAGGGAUCAUCUUUGGCAGCGGUGGUCGCAGGAAUACCUCCAGGCGCUGACCCCUCGACCAAGGUGGUGGCGUGCGGAAGGUGGCCUGAAGGAGGGUCAACUUUGCCUGCUGAAGCAGGAAACAACGCCACCGACGCGGUGGCCCUUGGUGCGUGUCACGCGUCUCCACCCGGGUGAUGAUGGCGAGGUGCGGGUCGUGACCGUUCGGGGAGCUACAGGGGAGCUUCGGCGGCCAGUCAUCAAGCUCGUCCCUCUUCCGACGGACGAGGAGAGUACGCAGCGCCAUGCCUAG
Molecule: messenger RNA, 1449 nt
Organism: Solenopsis invicta (red fire ant)
Lineage: Eukaryota; Metazoa; Arthropoda; Insecta; Hymenoptera; Formicidae
Exons: 1
Coding region: 1-1449 (482 amino acids)
Biological process (GO): DNA integration
Molecular function (GO): nucleic acid binding
Source: RefSeq, a predicted model, not a curated record